Molecule: messenger RNA, 2845 nt
Organism: Sinocyclocheilus grahami
Lineage: Eukaryota; Metazoa; Chordata; Actinopteri; Cypriniformes; Cyprinidae
Gene: ptpn11a
Product: protein tyrosine phosphatase non-receptor type 11a
Exons: 15
Coding region: 240-1820 (526 amino acids)
Biological process (GO): positive regulation of ERK1 and ERK2 cascade; protein dephosphorylation
Cellular component (GO): cytoplasm
Molecular function (GO): receptor tyrosine kinase binding; cell adhesion molecule binding; non-membrane spanning protein tyrosine phosphatase activity
Source: RefSeq, a predicted model, not a curated record
GCUGUGUGUCGCAGCUUUGGUGACGCUUUUCCAAUCGACUCCAGAAAACUCUCCGCCGCCGCGGCCUAGCGCUCCCGGUCCCUCUUUCCCGUUAUUUUAUUCGCUCAUGUCCGUCUCUCCGAACCCGAACCGAGCGGUACCCGCUGCCUUAUGAGGCGCUGAACACGGGACUGUCGAUUUAAACGGAGUUUUUACCCGGAAGGCGAGUGAAAUAACAGUAAACAGAGAGUGAGGGAGCGAUGACAUCCCGAAGGUGGUUCCACCCCAACAUCACUGGAGUGGAGGCGGAGAACCUUCUCCUCACUCGUGGUGUGGACGGCAGUUUCUUGGCCCGUCCCAGCAAAAGCAACCCUGGAGACUUUACGCUCUCUGUCAGGCGAAAUGGCGCCGUCACCCACAUUAAGAUCCAAAACACGGGAGACUAUUAUGACCUGUACGGUGGAGAGAAGUUUGCCACUCUGGCUGAGCUGGUGCAGUAUUACAUGGAACAUCACGGACAGCUGAAAGAGAAAAACGGAGAUGUCAUUGAGCUGAAAUACCCGCUCAACUGUGCCGAUCCCACUUCUGAGAGGUGGUUUCAUGGUCACCUAUCUGGUCGUGAGGCCGAGAAGCUGUUGACAGAGAAGGGCAAGAAUGGAAGUUUCCUGGUGAGAGAAAGUCAGAGUCACCCGGGAGAUUUUGUGCUCUCCGUACGGACCGGAGACGACAAGACGGACACCAGUGACGGCAAACCCAGAGUCACACACGUUAUGAUACGCUGCCAGCAUGAUCUUAAGUAUGAUGUUGGAGGUGGGGAGAAAUUCGAUUCGCUCACAGAUCUGGUGGAGCAUUACAAGAAAAACCCUAUGGUGGAAACACUGGGGACAGUCCUGCAGCUCAAACAGCCUCUGAACACUACCCGCAUCAAUGCAGCAGAGAUCGAAAGUCGGGUACGAGAGCUCAGCAAGCUGGCAGAGACCACAGAUAAGGUCAAGCAGGGAUUCUGGGAGGAGUUUGAGACGCUUCAGCAGCAGGAGUGUAAACUGCUCUACAGUCGCAAAGAGGGCCAGCGGCCAGAAAACAAAAACAAGAACAGAUAUAAAAACAUUCUUCCCUUUGACCACACGCGAGUCAUGCUGACUGACGGUGACACGAACGAACCGGGCUUGGACUACAUCAAUGCCAACAUCAUCAUGCCUGAUAACGAGACUAAGAGCAACAAUUCCAAGUUGAAGAGGAGCUACAUUGCCACGCAGGGCUGCCUGCAAAACACCAUCAGUGACUUCUGGAGGAUGGUGUUUCAGGAGAACUCUCGAGUCAUCGUCAUGACCACGAAAGAAGUGGAACGGGGAAAGAGUAAGUGUGUGAAGUAUUGGCCUGACGUGUCUGCGCUGAAGGAGUACGGAGCCAUGCGUCUGCGGAACGUGAAGGAAACGUUGGCGCACGAUUACAUCCUGCGAGAGCUGAAGCUGUCAAAAGUUGGACAGGGAAAUACUGAGCGUACAGUGUGGCAGUACCAUUUCCGCGCCUGGCCUGACCACGGUGUGCCUGGAGACCCGGGAGGCGUGCUGGACUUCCUGGAAGAGGUCAAAAUGAAGCAGGAGAGCAUAACCGGGGCUGGAGCCAUCGUGGUGCACUGCAGAUUUAUAAAGAGAGGAAAAAGUAAAAUUAAAGGACGCGAGUACACCAACAUCAAAUAUUCUCUCUCUGACCUGACUGGAGGAGAUCAGAGCCCUCUGCCACCGUGCACGCCAACACCAACCUGUGCCGACAUGAGGGACGACAGUUCUCGAGUCUAUGAGAAUGUGGGUCUUAUGCAACAGCAGAAGAGUCACAGAUGAGACUGUCCAAAUCACAGACAGGAACUGUUUUUGUUGUUGCCAGACGCUCCUGAACACUUAAGAAGGGAUCAUGACUAAACGGAGAGACGACAAAAAAACAACAAAGGAAAAAAAACAAAAAAAAAAAAGAAGAAAAACAAAUUCCAGAGACCGGUCAACACAAGCUCAGAGACAUGUGGAUGGAGUGAAUUUUAUUUCUCCUUCCAGCUACGUAGCCUUUUAACCCCACACUAAGAAACCACUGUGACGAUCAUGAAGCCUUAUACAGAAUAAACCCAAAACAGCCCCUUGCAAAAUCAUGUUUUUUUGGGGGUGUGGAGUUUUCUGAAAUCGAUUCAGGCUACUUUUAGCGAGUGUGGGAAAAGCUUACGCUCUUUCGUUCCUCUCUUACAUUGUUGUUUCUUUUUCCAUCUCUUCUAAACAAAGCAAGAACGCUUUCUGGAAUACAUCUAGUGUGAUAUUCAAACAGAAAAUGGACACUAUCAUCACAUACUCCUUUGCUAAAAUAAUUGGGAAUAGAAGAAAAGCGAAAAGAAUGAGGUGCAUCCCUUUCCUCGGCAAAUGAAAGAGAUGCACCUCAUCUUUCCAAUACAGUUCAUUCAUUUUAUAUUCAGUAAAAGUGGCCCGUUUGUGCCAUUCGAGUGCUAGUGCUAAAUUCAGAUCAGAGGAUCUGAAUCAUUCUAGUCCACUUUCACAGCCUCUGCCUUCAGUUUAAGCCCAGCGUCCUUAAGACUUUGCUUCAAACGGCAGGAGAAACUUCAGCACACCUUCGGUUUGCCUUUUCGCCCCCCUCGAGAGCGACGUCCUGACUCUUCCGUGGGACAAAACGUCCGUGUCACUGGCUUGUUUGUGUUACUGAAUUAUUGUUCUGCUGCAUCAGGCCACCCAGCAGCUGCUUUGGCUUGACUGCGAAAUCUGGUUCUUAUUAAUUUUUAAUGAUUUUGCUGUCUUUAAAAAAAAACAAAAAAACACAAAUUUGUAUUUACGUCAAAGCAGCGUAUGAACUUAAUUCCCAGAUCACUGUU